CGGCCCCGCCGGGGAACCGGGACGCGGUCGAGGGCUCUGGCCGCGCUCCCCGCCGGGUCUCGGGGGUGGUCGUGAGGCCGGGGACGGGGAGAGGCCGGAGCUCUGCGGGCGACCGGGCCCCUUGAGGGGUGACGGGCGCUGCCGCCUCGCCCGGCCUCGUCCCGUUCCCCUGUCAGCGGGGCUUCAGGGCCGGGAGGUGGUUCUGUCGCCUCGGCCCAUCGGGUUUUCGCCCCCCGGGAUUCCGGCCCGGUGCUCGCCGGGUACCCUCGGGCCGGGGGCAGGGGGAGCUGCCAGCCUCUCCCCGGCGGAGAAGGCGAGCGAGCCAGGCUCUUCUUUCUGACAGAAAAUUGAUUUAUUUUUUAAUCAAGCUUAAUGAGGUUCCUCUGAUUUCCGCCUGGCGGUGGCGGCUGGACAGGAAUUCCUCAUCCUCGCUCAGGCCACGGCUGUAACUUACCUCCUCGCCUGAUUUAGUGGCAAUUUUGCCUUUUUCUCCUUUUAAUCUUGACGUUUUGAUACCUCUGCUGGCUCCUAGAGGGGCAUGUCUGCUCACCUGUGGAGUACGGUUAUGGAGACUGGAACUCUGGGACGAACAGAGGUUACGAGGGAUACAGUUACGGCUAUGGAUACGGCCAGGAUAACUCGGGUAAUUACGGAUAUGGCAUGGCCACUUCGAACUCCUGGGAAAUGGCCAAUUCGGACGUUGACAUGAACCCUGACGGUUCAGGCGGCGGCAACGCCGACGCCGUCAUCGCGAAAAUGAACCAGCGCUUAGACAUGGUGUCGCACAUGGACACGGACACGAUGCAAGGAGGGCACUACGGAUCCGGUGGAGACAGGUAUGACUCGUACGAAUCCUACGACUCGAGGUCUUCGAUGAAUGACCGUGACAUGUACCGAUCCGGCUACGAUUACAACGAGUCCGAACACGACAACGAUAACGCCUAUGAAGGUCACUACGACAACUUCUACGGGAACCGCCGGGAUCAAUACCAGAACAGAGCACGGGAUAACUUUGGUCAACGGGGUCAGAAUUGGGGUAGAGACGGACGCAAUAACAGACCCAUGGCGUCUUCCUAUCCUGGGCGCAUGGGUGGACAGUGGAACGAGCCUCCGCAAUCGAUGGGAUCGCGAGGUCUCGGUCCCCACGGAUCCUCCAGGCUUCCUUCCCUCUUCUCCCACAACAUUAUCCCAGAACUCAGCAUGUUCCAGGGAAUGCGAGGUUUCUCGGGAAAUAUGCGUUACGGAGGAGGAAUGAUGAAACAACGGAUGAGGAGAAACUGGAAAAUGUGGGACUCGGAUUUUAAACCCCAGAAAAAGAAAAUCAAAAAAGAUCCCACCGCGAAGAAGCGGAAGCAAACAAACAGCUCCGAUGAACCUGACAGCAAGGCGGCAAAGACAGACGGCUCCGAUAACUCCGACUCUGACAACGAGGAGGGAACAGAAGGAGAAUCAGGAGAAAAAGAGGAGAAAGAGGGCUCCAGAGGUGAAGGGGAAGAUGAAGAAGGAAAAGAUUCGGAGAAAGGUGCUUUAACAAUUCAAGAAGAGAUCAGUCAAAUCAAACGCAAAUUGCAGGCGGGCAAGAAAACUCAAGAGAGGCAAAAGAAGAGGCAUCGGGAUCGCAUGGUAGAAAGGAUCCAGUUCGUUUGUUCGUUAUGCAAAUAUCGGACCUUCUACGAUGAUGAGAUGAACAGUCACCUUGAGAGUAAAUUCCAUAAGGAACACUUCAAGUUUGUUGGCACCAAGUUGCCUCAACAAACAGCUGAUUUUCUCCAGGAAUACGUCGCUAAUAAAACUAGGAAAACUGAAGAGCGUCGUAAAGCAAUUGAAGACAUUAACGCGGUUAUUCAGCAGAUUUACAGGGACCAAGAUCUUACGCAAGAUGUUGGUAUGGAGCAUUUUAUUAAGAAGGUGGAGGCGGCUCACUGUGCUGCCUGUGACCUCUUCAUCCCAAUGCAGUACGGCAUCAUCCAGAAACACUUGAAGUCGCUUGACCACAACCACAACCGCAGGGCUAUGAUGGAGCAGUCCAAGAAAUCGUCGCUAGUAGUUGCAAGGAGUAUUCUCAACAACAAACUAAUCAGUAAGAAACUGGAGCGGUACCUGAAGGGUGAGAAUCCUUUCACGGAUGACCCAGAAGAAAAAGAAGAGCAUGAGGAAGGAGAAGGGGGAGCCAGUGGAAAUGCAGAGGAAGGAACAGCAGAAGGAGCAGAUGGAAACAAGGAUGAGGAGGAAAAUCCGGAAGAAGAAAAUCCAGAGGAGGAAAAUCCGGAAGAAGAAAAUCCAGAGGAGGAAAAUCUGGAAGAGGAAAAUCCAGAAGAAGAAAAUCUGGAGGAGGAAAAUCUAGAUGAGGAAAACAAGGAUCCUGAAGAGAACCCAGAAGCAGAAGGUGCUGAAAAUGAGGGGGAGCGAGAAGAAACAGGGACAGAGACAGAAAUCGAGGCACAAGCACAAACAGAGGUGGAGCCGGAUGCAGAAAACACGGAGGAGCAGGCUUCCCCACCUGCAGAGGAAUCUCUCCCUGAGGAAGAAGAGCAACAGCCAGUAGAAGGCGUGGAAGUAGAAGAUGAGGAGGAAGAAAGUGAGGAAGCUGCUGCAGCACAAGAGGAUGAGGAUGCGGAGUAAACUCUGGAGGGGGAAGCUGAUGUGUAAAAGACCUGACGUAUUUUGUUGUGAUUUUUUUUUUUUUUUUUAAACAUAACUGUAUCUGUGAAUUUCAUAACACGUGUUUUGAGUUCUCAUUCUACUAAACUCACUUAGGCAGUGGAAGCCUUUACCUGUAAAGUGAUUUUUUGGGAAAAUAGAGGAAUUUUUUUUUACCAAAUCUUCAUUUUAGUAGCUAGGUUUUGUGCGUUCUCUGUUUUUUAGAUGGCUUUGUACUAGGAGAAUUUCCUUUUGAGCAUGUGUGCAAACCAGUGCUACUUCACGAUCUGGCAAACAAAACCUCUUCUUUUCCCCUUGAAUUUAAACUUUUCUAUAUUUAACAAAGAUGUGGUUUGUUCCCUUAGCCUGUUUGUCUGGAAACAUCAGAAAUUUGGUUCCGGGGUUUUAAUUUCUGCAGUGUACGCCGUUAAGGUUCUGCGUAACUUCCAUGUGACUGUAAUAUUCCCCCCUGAUGUUUUAUUCUUCCUUUUAAUGCGGAGCGAAACUAAGUGGUGUCGACAUUGUAUUGUUUGUAAAAUGCUUUCAUUUUAAAGGUGAAUGUUUUGGUGGGUGGAGAUAAAAGGACUAUCCUGAGAUUA
This is a messenger RNA of Aquila chrysaetos chrysaetos, 3239 nucleotides long. RefSeq names its product A-kinase anchoring protein 8 like (gene AKAP8L). The record is from RefSeq and is a predicted model, not a curated record. The transcript has 13 exons. Gene Ontology annotation, molecular function: protein kinase A regulatory subunit binding; DNA binding. Lineage: Eukaryota; Metazoa; Chordata; Aves; Accipitriformes; Accipitridae. Gene Ontology annotation, cellular component: nuclear matrix; nucleus. Bases 661 to 2622 code for a protein of 653 amino acids.